UUUAAUUAAAAGAAGGAGCGGGCGAGGGAGAGACCAGAAGAGGCGGCUGUUCCAGAUGGAGCCUGGGGAGCUGGGAGCUGAGCAGUGAUCGCUGGGGCGGAGAGCACCACCGGCAGCAUGGAGCGUGCCUACUGCUUCCUGGGGUGUCUGCUGCUGGCCGCAGGGGGGCCCCUGGCCGCCGCCAAACGAUUUCAUGAUGUGCUGGGCAAUGAAAGAACUUCUGCUCAUAUGAGGGAGCACAACCAAUUAAAUGGUUGGUCUUCAGAUGAAAAUGAUUGGAAUGAAAGACUCUAUCCGGUGUGGAAAAGAGGAGACCCGAGGUGGGAAAAAUCCUGGAGAGGAGGCCAGGUGAAGGCAGUUCUGACCAGUGAUUCCCCAGCCCUGGUGGGCUCAAAUAUAACGUUUGUGGUGAACCUGGUGUUCCCCAGAUGCCAAAAGGAAGAUGCCGAUGGCAACAUCGUCUAUGAGAAGAACUGCACAGACGGAGCAGGCCCCUCCGCUGACCCGUACGUUUACAACUGGACCGCGUGGGCCGAGGACGCCGACGGGGGCAAUGGCAGCAGCCACAGCUACGGCGAGUUCCCGGACGGCAGGCCGUUCCCGCACCACCACCGCCGCCGCCACCGCCACCACCACGGGGGGAGCAAGUGCGGCUUCGUCUACGUGUUCCACACGCUCGGUCAGUAUUACCAGAAAUUGGGACGGUCCUCAGCCAGUAUUUCUAUCAACACAACCAACGUGACGCUUGGCCCGCAAGUCAUGGAGGUAGCUGUCUACAGAAGAGACGGAAGGGCAUACGCUCCCGUUGCAGAAGCGAAAGAUGUGUACCUGGUGACAGAUCAGAUUCUUGUGUUUGUGAAUAUGUCCCAGAAGAAUGAUCGAAAUGCCUCUGACGAAACCUUCCUCAGGGACAUUCCCAUUCUGUUCAAUGUCCUGAUCCAUGACCCCAGCCACUUCCUGAGUGGGUCUAUCAUUAGCUACCGGUGGAACUUCGGGGAUAAUACUGGUCUGUACAUUUCCAACCAUCGCACUUUGAACCACACGUACGUGUUCAACGGGACUUUCAGCGUGAACCUCACUGUGCAGGCGGCAGUGCCUGGACCUUGCCCGUCACCAACCCCCAGACCUCCAAAACCCACCCCUUCUCUGCCCCCCACGGGGGACGGCCUGCUGGAGCUGAGGGAGGGUCUGGACGAAGACUGCCGGAUUGACCGAUACGGCCACUUCAGAGCUGUCCUCACAAUCGUCGAGGGCAUCCUAGAGGCGAGCAUCGUGGACGUGACAGAAGUUCUGCCGCCCCUGCCGCCGCCCGAGGACCCCCUGGUGGACUUCCUGGUGGCCUGCGAGGGGACCAUGCCCACCGAGGUCUGCACGGUGGUGUCUGACCCCUCCUGCCAGCUCGCCCAGAACACGGUCUGCAGCCCCGCGGAGGCGGCCGCGGGCGCCGCCUGCUUGCUGACCGUCCGGCGGGCCUUCCGCAGCCCCGGGACCUUCUGCGUGAACCUCACUCUGGGCGACGACGCCAGCCUGGCCCUCGCCAGCACCCUCGUCUCCGUCCGGGGCAGGCGCCCGGGCUCCCCGGCGAGGAUGGCAGGCGGUGCCCUGGCCGCCGGCUGCGUGGCCGCAUUGGUCGCCGUCAUCGCCCUCGUGGUGCACAGAAAACGCAAGGAAUACAAACCGAUAGACAACAGCGCUGGGGUCCGAGGCAAAGGCCUGACUGUCUUCCUGGAGCACGCCAAGGUCAAGUUCCUCCCCGGCAGCCGGGAGAAAGACCCCCUGCUCAAGAACCAGCCGGGACUCCUUAAAGCUUCCGCCUGAUGUCUCCCCAGCAGCUCGCUCUUCGGUGCCUGUGCUCUUCCCGGUGAGCUGUGCUAGCGAAGAGGACUGUCGACUUUCUCCUGAGACACUGCUGUAAAAUAUGUACUGGGGUUAGGGAGGUGCACUGUUUUUCUAUAGAUUAAAUGGCAUUUUAGAGAAGUGGAGAGGAAUUAUAUGGCGCGCAGCCUCGGCCACGCUAUAGAACCGAUGGAGUCGGUCAGCCGUGCUUUCUUUCAUUAUGAUUUAUGUUUCACUUUUACUGUCUUCACAGGAUUAGUAGGAUAGACAUACCCUGUAGGGGGAGAAGGUACUCUUCAUCAGAGGGACCAGGUCACCUGGAAGGUGAGGCUGGACAUUUUCUAGCUUCCCAUGUACACACACGUGCGUACAGUCAAUGCACUGUCCUCCUGUCCCCCAGACCAUGCUCCCAGGUACCGGAGCCUAUUGCAAGGAGCAUGCACGAGCCCCCAACAGGACAACAGGCCACGCCCCUGCGAUGAUGCAGGUGCUUUUUAUGCUAAAAUAACAAUAAAUCUGAUCAGUGGGUGUGCAUGUUUUUGUGCCAGCCUGCCCUGCCCCGCUGUGUAAAGAAAUGGCAUCCAUUCGCGUAUCCCACAGACACGUCAUGCUCCCUGUGUGUCAGGCGUGUUGCUGCUCAGACGGGCCGGCCCUCGGUGCUGACGGGCUUGUGUGUGUGUGUGAGUUUCUAUGCACUCCAGCACAUUUACUUGAAAUUGCAUAUUGUGAUUUUCCAAAGGAGA
Messenger RNA from Pipistrellus kuhlii (Kuhl's pipistrelle), 2579 nucleotides. It is a transcript of the gene GPNMB, whose product is annotated as glycoprotein nmb. NCBI's taxonomy places the organism in Eukaryota, Metazoa, Chordata, Mammalia, Chiroptera, Vespertilionidae. The transcript has 11 exons. Gene Ontology annotation, biological process: cell adhesion. Bases 118 to 1818 code for a protein of 566 amino acids. Gene Ontology annotation, molecular function: integrin binding. The record is from RefSeq and is a predicted model, not a curated record.